AUGGACCAAAACAAUGCGUGGUUCGCCAUUCCUAGACUGCCCGGGAAGUUACUUAUUGUUUAUUAUGCUGAAAGAUCACAAAAUUUUCGCGGUACUGCAAGAUUUGAUAUUCAACCAAAACAAGUCCGUGAAUGGAAAAGUCAAAAAUCGCAGUUACAAUCACCGGAUAAAGGUAGCUGA
Molecule: messenger RNA, 180 nt
Organism: Racocetra persica
Lineage: Eukaryota; Fungi; Glomeromycota; Glomeromycetes; Diversisporales; Gigasporaceae
Source: the annotation of a GenBank genome assembly